Rubroshorea leprosula is the source of this 695-nucleotide messenger RNA. The record is from the annotation of a GenBank genome assembly. NCBI's taxonomy places the organism in Eukaryota, Viridiplantae, Streptophyta, Magnoliopsida, Malvales, Dipterocarpaceae.
AUACUCUAUUUGAUAUUCGCUGUUGGAGCUCAUCAGAUGAUUUCUAUGUCUAUGAUGAAUAUCAAAUAUUCAUUAUUAUGAAUCAGUGCUUAUUUUUAUAACCAUCUAUGCAGUGUGCUAUUUGUAAAUGACAUGACUAUCUGAUCUGCAAUUUUCAUGGGGACCUCUUGUAAUGUCAUUGACUUGCUGCAGUUGCAUUUGCAUACUUCGAUUUUGGGUUUUUGCGUGUUGGACGCUUCUUGUCUUUGGAUAGCUAGCUGCAUUAGCUUAAUAACUAUGCAGAGUACAACUUGAAUAUUAUGGCAAUAGAGCUGCAGAGCUGCUUAUUCUGAUUUCUAAUUUCGUCAUGCGAAUAGUUUUUGGGUGUUUCUUAAUCUUAUGGUUUGUUAUUUUCUGUUAUAUGCCAUGCUGUAAUGUCCAGGUUUCAUCAUUUAACUGAUGCUGCUUCAUUUUCAUGUUAGGUAUUAUUGGAAAUUGAGGUUAAUGGUUCUUUAUUUCUCAUUUAUCAGCUUCCAAACAACCACAAAUUGUAAAACAAACCACCAAAGUGGAGUAUAAUGUAGCAAUUGUUGCUGAGGCUCUAAGUUAUGCUCCUCAUUUGGGUCCAGUGGUUCACCAAAUUUUGGCAGUUGGGAAAGUUGUUCAUAUUUUUCAUUUUGGUAGAAUUUUUUCUUUAAAAAAAAAAAAUUCUUUUG